AUGCCGCAACCCAAAUCGAAACACUCGGUCGGGCUCGGCAACUCGCUGAUGAAUGAUAGGUUCGGAAAAGGAAAAGGAAAAGGAUCAGAUCGUAAGAAGACCGAGGGAGUCACAAGAAUCAACCAUGCGACCGGCGAGGAAUAUGUCACCAACGACCGCAAGGAGGCAUCAUGGGUCAAGAUGCGCUCCGUUACUCAACAGUCAGCCAUGGACGAGUUUCUGUCGACCGCCGAGCUUGCUGGGACUGAUUUCACAGCCGAGAAGAUGAACAACGUCAAGAUUAUCCACACCGACCAGCGAAACCCCUAUUUGUUGUCGGCGGCCGAAGAGAGGAAUGUCCGUGGAAAGCACAAGCAACACAGGUCGAGAUUGACGGUGCCCCGACGGCCAAAGUGGGACGACAGCACAUCGCCUCAGGAGUUGGAUGUGCUAGAACGCGAAAGCUUCUUGAACUGGAGGCGAGGUUUGGCCGAGCUUCAAGAGAACAACGAUUUGCUCAUGACACCCUUCGAGCGAAACUUGGAAGUGUGGAGGCAACUGUGGAGAGUCAUCGAGAGGUCAAACCUCGUCGUACAGAUCGUGGAUGCGCGAAACCCGCUGCUAUUCCGAUCCGGGGAUCUGGAAGCGUAUGUGAAGGAUGUUGAUCCGAAAAAGGAAAACUUGUUGCUGGUCAACAAGGCCGAUAUGAUGACGCUGAGGCAGCGAAAGGAGUGGGCCAAGUACUUCAAAGAGAAAAAGAUUGCGUAUCGUUUCUUCUCAGCGCAUCUGGCUAAGGAGUCGCUCGAGGCAAGGGAAUUUGAUGAUUCCGAGGACGAUACUCAAAUUGGCCAGAGCUCCAGUUCUAACCCCAAGCCUACACCCAAAGAGGCGCUGGAGGACUCUUCUGAGAAGGACAGUGUAGCAUUGGAAGAUGAGGAGAGUGGUGAGGAGAAAGCCGAGACAGUAGGAGCUCCUCUCAACGAAACACAUGACGACGAUGACACAAGUAUUUUGACGGUUGAGGAACUGGAAGAUAUAUUCCUCCAAUAUGCUCCGGAUCCUAAUCCUGACAAUCCAGAUCAGAAGCUCGAAAUUGGUUUAGUGGGAUAUCCCAAUGUUGGAAAAUCCUCUACAAUCAACGCACUUAUUGGCGCCAAAAAGGUUUCGGUGUCUUCGACACCCGGAAAAACCAAGCAUUUCCAAACCAUUCAUCUGAGUGACAAGGUCGUAUUGGUAGAUUGCCCAGGUCUUGUUUUCCCCAAUUUUGCAACCACCAAAGCAGACCUCGUCUGCAACGGUGUGCUGCCAAUCGACCAGCUCCGUGAGUACUCGGGCCCAGUAGGUCUUGUCGCACAGCGGAUACCACAGCCGUUCCUCGAGGCUAUAUAUGGUAUCAACAUCCGCACACGCCCAAUCGAAGAAGGAGGCUCAGGCCACCAGACGGCCAGUGAGGUCCUGUCUGCAUACGCCAAAGCGCGAGGUUUCCAAACCCAAGGUGUCGGUCAGCCUGAUGAGUCGCGAGCCGCGAGGACCGUCCUCAAAGACUACGUCAACGGCAAGCUUCUAUACUGCGAGCCGCCACCAGGCUACCCCGACGCCUCCGAGUUCAACCGCGAGCUCUACGACGCGGCGCAUCUGCCCGAAAAGCGACGCGCCGCGCUACAAGCCGCCAUGGAGGCUCUGGAUAUGCCCGAUGACGCUACGCUCGACACGGAGAUUAUGGCCCUCCCUGCGGGCGCCAAGUCAAAGAAGCUGGACAAGCAGUUCUUCGCUACGAGUGGUGCCAAUGCCGGACACAUGAGCAUGCCUUUCAGCUAUAAAUAUACGCAGCAAGGAAAGAUCGCUGUGGGCGUAGACGGAAUGCCUCUGAGUAGCCGUAAAGCUAGGGCGUUGAUUGCCGCAGAGACGGGUGUGGACCCCAAGGAUGUCCAGCUGGGGAGCGGGAAGAAGCAUUUCAAGGGCAGGGCGAAGGGAAAGGGAAAGAAGACGGAUGACGUGAAGGGCUUGAAGGACUAA
Molecule: messenger RNA, 1995 nt
Organism: Pseudomassariella vexata
Lineage: Eukaryota; Fungi; Ascomycota; Sordariomycetes; Amphisphaeriales; Pseudomassariaceae
Exons: 2
Coding region: 1-1995 (664 amino acids)
Biological process (GO): ribosomal subunit export from nucleus
Cellular component (GO): cytosol
Molecular function (GO): GTP binding; GTPase activity
Source: RefSeq, a predicted model, not a curated record